Messenger RNA from Carlito syrichta (Philippine tarsier), 1319 nucleotides. RefSeq names its product stromal cell derived factor 2 (gene SDF2). Bases 304 to 939 code for a protein of 211 amino acids. The transcript is spliced from 3 exons. The record is from RefSeq and is a predicted model, not a curated record. NCBI's taxonomy places the organism in Eukaryota, Metazoa, Chordata, Mammalia, Primates, Tarsiidae.
GGGAGUAGGCGGGCCAUUUCUUGUUCUCUUCUCCCACCCAUCUCUCAGGGGUCUAAUCCGGGGGGUGCGAAAGCUGUCAGAAGUGGUUCAGGAAGUCCGCCGUUACGGAGCCACCAGAACGGAGUGAGGGGGUGGUAAGUAACUAAGCCCAGCGAGUUUCUCAGACCGCUCUAGCUAAAGGAAUCAUAAAGAUCAGACUAGGAUUUUUUUACUUCCUUCGCUCAGUGGUUCCGCCUUUAGCUUCCGGUUCCGGGGAGGGGCCGAGUUUUCUUCGAAGAUUUGGGGCUCCGCGUUCUAGCCGGGAUGUCCGUGGUAUCACUACUGCUGUUCGGGGGUUUGUGGAGCGCCGUGGGAACGUCCAGCCUGGCUGUCGUUACUUGCGGCUCUGUGGUGAAGCUACUCAAUACGCGCCACAACGUCCGGCUGCACUCACACGAUGUGCGCUAUGGGUCAGGUAGUGGGCAACAGUCAGUGACAGGUGUAACUUCUGUGGAUGACAGCAACAGUUACUGGAGGAUACGGGGGAAGACUGCCACAGUAUGUGAGAGGGGAACCCCCAUCAAGUGUGGCCAGCCUAUCCGGCUGACACAUGUCAAUACCGGCAGAAACCUACAUAGUCACCACUUCACUUCACCUCUUUCUGGAAACCAGGAAGUGAGUGCUUUUGGUGAGGAAGGGGAAGGUGAUUAUCUGGAUGACUGGACAGUGCUCUGUAAUGGGCCCUACUGGGUGAGAGAUGGUGAAGUGCGGUUCAGACAUUCUUCCACUGAGGUACUGCUGUCUGUCACAGGAGAACAAUAUGGUAGACCUAUCAGUGGGCAAAAAGAGGUGCAUGGCAUGGCCCAGCCAAGCCAGAAUAACUACUGGAAAGCCAUGGAAGGCAUCUUCAUGAAGCCGAGUGAGUUGUUGAAGGCAGAAGCCCACCAUGCAGAGCUAUGAGUCUAGAGCCUCUGAACCACUGUCACCACACAAUGUUCAUAGACAUCUGCUGCUGUUUCACCUUGGGAUCCCUGCCACAAGUUUCCCGGGUAGUGGACAUGACACCACUGAGAUGAAGAUGCACAACAGAAAAUGGCAGCUGUGUUUGGAAACUUCAGCCCUUCACAGUUGAAUUGGUUGCUUUCCCAGUCAGUUCCUUCUGAGUAGAGGACUUUCUGGUGAAGGGGCAGAUGCUUUUAUUUAGACUGAUAAAACUGAGGGGUACAUCCCUCUUAGCUGGGAAACUUUUACUCCUCAGGAGCUUAGCAUCAUGGAUUGUUAAUGUGUGUGACUUUUCCCCUAUUUUUCUUUCUCCAAAAUGAAAAACAAAUUUCUUAUUA